Molecule: messenger RNA, 1530 nt
Organism: Aureobasidium melanogenum CBS 110374
Lineage: Eukaryota; Fungi; Ascomycota; Dothideomycetes; Dothideales; Saccotheciaceae
Product: 1,3-beta-glucanosyltransferase gel3
Exons: 3
Coding region: 1-1530 (509 amino acids)
Biological process (GO): fungal-type cell wall (1->3)-beta-D-glucan biosynthetic process
Cellular component (GO): fungal-type cell wall; cytoplasm
Molecular function (GO): 1,3-beta-glucanosyltransferase activity
Source: RefSeq, a predicted model, not a curated record
AUGAGACAAGGUGUUCUCAAUUGUGCCUUCGCCGCCAUCAGUGUUCUCGCUGGAUACGCGAACGCUGAUGUUGACCCAAUUGUGAUCAAAGGAUCAAAGUUCUUCUACCAGAGCAACAACACACAAUUCUUCAUCCGUGGUAUCGCUUAUCAGGCAGACCCCUCUCGCAGCGACAACUCUACCUCAACAAAUACCUCUUAUGUUGACCCCCUUGCGGACCCAGACGCAUGCAGUCGCGACAUACCAUACCUUAAAGAGCUCAGAACAAACGUCGUGCGCGUAUAUGCUGUGGACCCGUCGCAGAAUCAUGAUUCCUGCAUGAAUCAAUUAGCUGACGCUGGUAUCUAUGUCAUCUCAGACCUAUCCGAUCCCACACAAGCAAUCGAUCGAGAUGCUCCAGAGUGGACUGUCGACCUGCUCAGUCGAUACACGAGUGUCAUCGACGCUCUCCAUGGCUACACCAAUAUGCUAGGCUUUUUCGCCGGCAAUGAAGUAUCCAAUGCGGCCAAUAAUACCGCUGCGAGUGCAUACGUGAAAGCCGCUGUGCGCGAUUCGAAAGCGUAUAUCAAAUCCUCGAAUUACCGAAGUAUUGGUGUCGGCUAUGCGACUAACGAUGACCCCGCUAUCCGAACCGAGAUAGCUGACUACUUCAACUGUGGUGAUCAGACCGAUGCCAUCGACUUCUGGGGUUACAACAUAUAUUCGUGGUGCGGCGAUUCGUCCUACGAACAAUCGGGAUUUGAGGACCGGACCAUAGAGUUCAGCAACUACUCGGUACCGGCGUUCUUCUCGGAGUAUGGAUGUAACCUGGUCCAGCCUCGCACCUUCACCCAGACUGAUGUCAUAUAUGGCCCGAACAUGUCUCAAGUCUGGUCUGGAGGUAUCGUCUACAUGUACUACGAGGAGGUCAACAACUACGGGCUGGUAGACGUGUCUGGUCAAAGCGUAACUACGCUUCCAGACUUCACUUAUCUUUCGAGCCGCAUGCAGAGUGCGACUCCAACUGGUGUUCUGAAGGAUUCCUAUUCACCUACCAAUUCACCUCAGGCAUGUCCCACCCUCGACUCUGAUUGGCAGGCCGAGGCGUCUCCUCUACCACCCACGCCAGACUCUGAUACCUGUCAAUGCGAGUUUGAAAGCUUAUCCUGCGUUCCUAAAAGCUCUCUCUCUGCGACCCAGAUGUCGAAUCUUUUCGGUACUGUUUGUGGGUUGUCGGAAAGCGCUUGUUCCGGCAUCCAACACAAUGCCACCACUGGAAAGUAUGGCGCGUACAGUAUGUGCAAUUCGACAGUUCAGCUUGCCGUGGCCCUGGAUACGUACUACAAGCAGCAAAGUUCCGAAGCCAGUGCGUGCAAUUUUGGUGGAAUGGCUAUGAUUCAGAACGCAGGUGGAAAAUGUUCUGGCAGUGUCGCCGCUUCGUCCGGCCCAUCUGGUUCUGCGUCGGCUUCGAAAUCGAGUAAUGCCGGAUCGACUCUUGCUGUUCAUCACGCGUUCAAAAUCAAUGCUGCAGGAACCUUCGGCCGAACAUAA